This is a messenger RNA of Pseudonaja textilis, 1216 nucleotides long. The record is from RefSeq and is a predicted model, not a curated record. Lineage: Eukaryota; Metazoa; Chordata; Lepidosauria; Squamata; Elapidae.
AGAUCAGAUGAUUUUUUUUGUGUGUGAAAAGUUGUCCCUAAGCAUCUACUAAAGUACAGUCAUAUAUAAUAACUUGUGUGCCUUUUCUGGGACCAGGCCUCAAUUCUGUUUGGAUUAUACAGUUAAAAGAGCAAACUGUCUCCAACAAUAUAUCAGUCUUAUUUUAUAGAGAUCUGAACUUAAAGACAAGAAAUGAGUUCUUUGGAAAAGAAUUGUGUUCCUUCAUCCUCCAAAAUAGAACGUCUUCGGCAGUGGCAGCAAUCCUAUCCCAGUGAUUUGAGCUGUCCUAUCUGUCUCCAAACCGCUAAUUUCCCUGUAGAAACCAACUGUGGACAUUUCUUUUGUGGUUACUGUCUAAUUCAAUACUGGAAACAUGGGUCUUGGCUGAGUGCAAUCAACUGUCCACUUUGCAGGCAAAAAGUUGUUUUUUUGUACACCUGUUCUGAAAACCAGCCUGACAAGAAAAGCAAGCAAACUUUCUAUGACAUCAGAAUUUACAACAAACGCUUCUCAGGACUCCCUCAGUCUUUUAUAGAUCAUCUUUAUGACAUGCCACUUCUUCUCCUUGUUAUCCUAAGAGGAAUCUUCACUCUAACUGCCCUUGUGUGGAUCUUUCUCUUCAGAGUUGUCAUCUGUUUUUUUGGAACCAUCAUGUGCUCAACCUGCCCACCUGAAGGGAUGCCUGAACCUCUCUGUGGAAUAUUGCAGACAGCUGAUAACUUAGCUGUCAUGCUCUUACUUUUGAUUAGCUUUAUAAACAUUUGCCCUCAAAUGGAAUCAGAAGGUGCAAAUAGGACGAUCUCUAGGGAAUAAAACAUUACCUUGGCAUCAUAAGAGAGGGAACUGCAUUGUCUCUGAAAGGUCAAAAUUAACCAAAAUUUACAUUUAUAAUGGACUGAUAGUGGACUUAGUUUUAAAAAGUGGUUAAAAAUGAUAAAGAAUAUAUUGGCUGGAUGCUGUUAUGCUAAUAAAGGACUGAAAACCCAGUGAGGUCUCUGAGUCUUUAAAAAGGCAUUGCUGUUGUUUUAAGAAUACAUUUUAGGGUAUCUUGGGGACGACUGAAUAAUUGAUAUAUCCCUGAUUAGGACAUUGAUGCUGGUAGUUAGAAGCAGGCACAGGAAUUAGGAAGCAGAAGGUACUGAGAAAAUGAGGAAGUGGCAGUACUAGAUAAAGUUUAUCUAAGUCUAGAUGUUAAUAGAGUAGAGUUGAGUAGAGU